AUGAAAGGCCCUUCCACUGUCGCUAUUGCUCUCGUUCCCUUCACAGCUGCCAAGCAGCUUGUCUGGCCCUCAAAGUUUGAUUACCUUGAGGAUCUCCAGUACAACCAGGACGGAUACAACAAGUUUGGAUUCGCUGAUGCUCUCGUAACUUGCACCUUUGGCAACAGCCAGCCCGGACGACAAAACUCGGCCGAAUGGAUCCGAACAGCUUUCCACGACGCCGUCACACACGAUGCCAAGGCCGGCACUGGAGGUCUUGACGCCUCCAUCUUCUGGGAGACCACUCGUGCUGAGAACGCUGGUAAAGCUUGGGACAACACUUUCAGCUUUUUCGACGGUUUCUACAACCAGCGUGCCAGUGCUGCUGAUCUCAUCGCCCUCGGCACCGUUGUUGCCACCGGAGGAUGCUACGGCCCCGACGUCCCUUUCCGAGCUGGCCGUAUUGAUGCCGGGAAGCCUGGACCUACCGGUGUCCCUGAGCCCUCCACCAACUUGAAGGAGACCUUUGCCGCUUUCCAAAAGGCUGGCUUCACCAAGGAGGACAUGACUGCUAUGGUUGCUUGUGGCCACGCCCUCGGUGGUGUUCACAGCGUCGACUUCCCUGAUGUCACUGGCAUCAAGGCCGACCCCAACAACGACACAUCCGUGCCUUUCCAGAAGGACAUCUCUAGCUUCCACAACGGUGUCGUCACCGAGUACCUCGACGGAACUACCAAGAACCCCCUCGUUGUUGCCAAGAACAACACCCUCAACUCCGACAAGCGCAUCUUCGACAACGACCGUGCUACCAUGAAGAAGCUCUCCACCAAGCAGGGCUUUAACACCAUGUGUGCCGAUAUCUUUGCUCGCAUGAUCGACACUGUCCCCAAGAGCGUGCAGCUCAGCGAUGUCAUCUCCCCCUACGACGUCAAGCCUUAUGUUACGGAGCUUUCUCUCAACAGCAAGGGCAAGAUCGUCUUCAAGGGUUCCGUCCGCCUCAUGACCACCAACAAGAUCCGUGAUGGUGAUGAUCUUAUCGUCGAGCUUGUCUACAUGGGCCACAACGGCAAGAAGACCACCGUUCCCACUAACAGGGCCAUGUGGCGGUCAGGUGCCACUUUCGGCUCUGGCCAGCAGUUUGUCAACUUUGAGUUCGACACCACCAUUGACGCCAAGAACGGUAUCACCAAGUUCUGGAUCAAGGAGACCAAGAAGUCUACCAAGGUCAGCAAGUCCCACGACAACCAAGGCACCCACGGCUACAAAGUCGACGAUACCGUCCUGUACCAGAUCUCUGACUCCUGCCUUGCCGCCGACCAGCUGCCUGGCGCUCCCAUGACCAUCGCCGCCGUUGUCCGUGAUAGCCAGGCAAAGAACGCUCUGACCCUCAAGGCUGUUGACAGGGUUGACCAAAAGGGAACUAUUGUUCCCAAGCUCCAGACCAAGGUUGUCUCAUUCAAGGCCACUGGCAAGAAGGCCAACGGUUACACCGCCUUCAAGGCCCAGACAAAGAUCAACAACAACAACAUCCGGUUCGACAUUGCUCUUGCCGGAAGCCCUACUGCUGGCGUGCAGUUCCAGGCAGUUAUUGCCAUUCCCACUGGCUCUUGCAAUUAG
This is a messenger RNA of Fusarium pseudograminearum CS3096, 1596 nucleotides long. RefSeq lists its product as uncharacterized. Lineage: Eukaryota; Fungi; Ascomycota; Sordariomycetes; Hypocreales; Nectriaceae. The transcript is spliced from 2 exons. Gene Ontology annotation, biological process: hydrogen peroxide catabolic process; cellular response to oxidative stress; response to reactive oxygen species. Gene Ontology annotation, molecular function: heme binding; peroxidase activity. The coding region runs from base 1 to 1596 and encodes 531 amino acids. The record is from RefSeq and is a predicted model, not a curated record.